AUGUCUGCUUUAUUACCGUUAGCCUCCUAUAAUUUAGAAUUACAACCAUUUGCUCCACAGCCAUGUCAGACUGAGGAUUUCCCAAUAACUGUUAGACUCACGUUAGCUUCAAUUGACCCUGAACCUGUUGAUACCAAAAAGGAACCUUCCACUCUAAGAAUUCUGAAAAAGUCUCCUGUUUUUAGUGGUGAAGCCGAGGAUGAUGACGAAGACGAAGACGAAGAUGAUGAAGAUGACGAAUCAGAUGAAGAAAUGGAGGAUGACAAUGAAAACACUAAAGGUAAGCAAAAUAGUGAAAGUGAAGGAGAUUCUGAUGAUGAUGAUGAUGAUGAAAUUGAAGAUGAUGAAGCAAUUGAGGAACAUGUUAUUUGUACCCUUUCCCCAUCCACCCAAUUUCAACAAACUUUAGAUUUAACAAUUUUACCUGAUGAAGAAGUGUUCUUUGUUGUUACUGGUUCCUACACCGUUCACUUAACAGGUAAUUACGUCGAACAUCCAAACGAUGAAGACGAAGAUGAUUAUAUCUAUGGUGAUGGAUCUGAUGAUGAGUAUGAUGAUGAUGAAUAUGACUUAACCCCGGAUGAAGACGAAAUUUAUGAUUUAGAUGAUUUAGAUAAUGUCGAUGAUAUUGAAGGUAAGAUUGAGGAAUUGGUUGAAGAAGACGAAAAGAAUCUUAAAAAGAGAGAGUCUGAGCAAGCAGAUGAGAAGGAAACCAAAAAGCAAAAGAAGGAGAAGAAGGAGAAGACAGUUAAGUUCAACAAGGAAUUAGAACAAGGCCCAACAGGUCCUGCUGCUGAAGAAAAGAAGGCAGAAAAGAAGGAGACAAAGAAGGAAUCCAAGAAGGAAGAGAAGAAGGAAUCCAAGAAGGAAGAAAAGAAAAAGGCCGAGAAGAAGGAAGUAAAGAAGGAGGAGAAGAAGAAGCCGGCAGUGAAGACUCUUCCAGGUGGAGUGAUCAUUGAGGAUAAAACAUUCGGUACUGGGCCAGUGUGUAAGAAGGGACAAAAAGUUGGUGUUAGAUACAUUGGUAAAUUAAAGAAUGGUAAGGUUUUCGAUAAGAACACUUCAGGUAGGCCAUUCCACUUUGGUCUUGGUAAAGGUGAAGUUAUCAAAGGUUGGGAUAUAGGUGUUGCGGGCAUGGCUGUUGGCGGUGAAAGAAGAAUAGUCAUUCCUGCUCCAAUGGCAUAUGGAUCUCAAAAGUUGCCAGGUAUUCCAGCAAACUCAGAACUCAUUUUCGAUGUCAAAUUGUUAUCCAUCAAAUGA
Pichia kudriavzevii is the source of this 1260-nucleotide messenger RNA. RefSeq lists its product as uncharacterized. Lineage: Eukaryota; Fungi; Ascomycota; Pichiomycetes; Pichiales; Pichiaceae. The coding region runs from base 1 to 1260 and encodes 419 amino acids. Gene Ontology annotation, cellular component: chromatin; nucleolus. The transcript has a single exon. The record is from RefSeq and is a predicted model, not a curated record. Gene Ontology annotation, molecular function: macrolide binding; peptidyl-prolyl cis-trans isomerase activity.